AUGGUAGCACUGAAGGCUUACCAACGGGCUAUCGGUGCCAGCAGGCUCUACUCUCGCGCCUACUCUCAUAGUGCGAAAGGGACCAGUGCCAGCAAGCUUGACGUAGACAGGCUCUUAUCCACGCCUACAUGGUCCGUCGCGUCUCUGCUGCCUUCGGAAGGAUCCAAUCUCAAACCUCCCGAGAUCAGCUCCAAGCAACUCCACCAUCUCCUCCGCCUUUCAGCCCUCCCUCCACCAAAGGAUGCAGAAGAAGAAAGGGAAAUGCUCUCCAUACUUUCGUCCCAGCUCCACUUUGUCAAGGAUAUCCAGCAGGUGGAUACGAGCGGUACUGAACCACUUCAAAGCUUGAGAGAUGAGACUCAGGAGGGAGAGAAAGAGGCGGAGUUAGGAUUGAAGACAAUGAAGAGCGCUUUGGAGGAAGAAGAGAUCCGUGGGAAAUAUCACAGGAGGAUCCGGAGGCGACGACAGAUGAGCUCAGAGAGUAAGGAUGCCGUGGACUGGGAUGUUCUGGGUUCUGCUGUGCGAAGGGCUGGACGCUAUUUCGUUGUAGAAGGAGGAAAAGAUCGAUGA
Lecanosticta acicola is the source of this 570-nucleotide messenger RNA. The record is from the annotation of a GenBank genome assembly. Lineage: Eukaryota; Fungi; Ascomycota; Dothideomycetes; Mycosphaerellales; Mycosphaerellaceae.